AUGUACACAGGCGGAGUGAGCUCAUUGGCUGAGCAGAUAGCCAAUCAGCUUCAAAGGAAAGAGCAACCCAAAACCCUUCUAGACAAGAAGGAACUGGGCUCGCUGAAGAAGGAGUUCCCCCAGAACCUGGGAGGCAGCGACGUGUGUUACUUCUGCCGCAAGCGGGUCUACGUGAUGGAGCGGCUCAGUGCCGAGGGCAAGUUCUUCCACCGCAGCUGCUUCAAGUGCGAGUACUGCGGCACCACGCUGCGCCUGUCCUCCUACGCCUACGACAUCGAGGACG
Messenger RNA from Ficedula albicollis (Collared flycatcher), 283 nucleotides. RefSeq names its product protein-methionine sulfoxide oxidase mical3b-like. The annotation marks the transcript as partial. Gene Ontology annotation, cellular component: plasma membrane; actin cytoskeleton. The record is from RefSeq and is a predicted model, not a curated record. The transcript is spliced from 2 exons. Gene Ontology annotation, molecular function: actin filament binding. Lineage: Eukaryota; Metazoa; Chordata; Aves; Passeriformes; Muscicapidae. Gene Ontology annotation, biological process: actin filament bundle assembly.